Molecule: messenger RNA, 402 nt
Organism: Haemonchus placei
Lineage: Eukaryota; Metazoa; Nematoda; Chromadorea; Rhabditida; Trichostrongylidae
Source: the annotation of a GenBank genome assembly
AUGAGCUUUGCAAAAUGGUUCUCGAGAUACAAGAAGGUGUUUUCCGAAGGUGCAAAACAACUGCAGGAGAAUAACAAGGUUAAGUUACUAUGUGAGAAACUGGAUUCAGUGACAUUCGACAAGUUCCAGAGGCAUAUUCUACCGAAGGAUGUUUCCCAAAUCGGAUUCGAUGAGACGGUAGAAGUACUCAAGCAGCUAUUCGUUCACAAAAUUUCGUUGUUCACCACAAGAUAUCAGUGCCUCAAACUGGAGAAGAGCGAUGUCGAAGACUAUCUCACGUAUACUGGCCGCGUGAAUGAAUUCUGUGAAAAAGCGAAGAUUCACGAACUGGACUCAGAUGGAAUCAAAUGUCUUCUGUGGAUUUUUGGCCUGAAGUCACAGCAAGAAGCAGAGAUCAGACAA